AUGCUCAAAUCAUAUACAGUAUGGCUACGAAUAGCCAAGCCCCCCCCAAAGAACACCACCGAUGUCAAUGCCAAAGUCUCCCAGAACUCUUUUGGGCUAGCAACCCCAGAAGCAACACCCGCUGUCGAAGAUGGUAGAAUUGCGGCCGACAAGGAGAGGAUGGCCGCAGCAAUGCGCCAGCUCCUUGAACCUUCCUCGUCCAGCUCGGCGGAGACGAGGGAGCAGGUAACCGAUGCAGCCGACAAUAACGCCAAUGAUGAAAUAGACGUAGAGAUCAAACGUAUUAUGCAUUGCUUUGAUAGCUCAUAUGCCGAGAUCUUGGGAGUUAAUCCGAACUCUCCCGAGAAGGAAGUCGUAGCUGCCUGGAGACACCCAGGAUGCAUGUUGCACCCCAAGUUUGUUAAACACCCUAAUGUGGAGGCAGUAUUCAAGACCAGAAAGAUGGGUUUGGAUGAUCUUAACAUCAACGAAAUCAUGUACUGGGAUGGUGAGGAACAGUUUGACGCUUCUGGACCCGAUACAGCUAUGAACGAGAAUGUUAUUCUCAUCCCGUCUCAACGUAUGACUAAUGUUUACAGCGAGGCAACGCCUCUAUUCUAUCGUUUGGGGCAAGACUUCUCCGAUCCAGUUUUGCUCGAGCAGCUAUACCGCCUAAACGCUAAGAUUAUGAUAGCAAACCGGGCUGAGAACAUUGAAGAAAACCAGUGGACCAUUCCCGGGGCUGCUUUCUUCGGUUCUCACUACAAUGAGGCAGGGCAGAGAUAUGAGAUGCUCCGGAACGAUCCAGCAAACGAGAAGAGAGAUUCAGAUGCUACUAGAAGUGGGAUCAAGAACAAGGCCCAGGCGGCUGCUAAAGCUUCUGCAGCGGCCGUAGAUGCCCAUGCUCUGGCCAAAACAUACCUACAGAGUAUUACCGAGACCAAAGAUAAGUUGGAGGGCCUCGACGACACCACUGUAGCCAGAGUUGAGGAAGCCGAGCAGGCCAUCAUUGCGGAAGUUGCCAAUGCUCUUGCCGCAAUGGAGAUAGCAAAGGCUUCCGCGGAAAAGGCUUCUCUGGCUUCAAGCAUGCAAGACGCUACUGAAGCCCUGGAAGCUGCUGAGGCCGCAUACACAACGGCCGCUGAGGCUACCAAGGCAGCAAACCUGGCCAUGGAUGAAGCCUUGAGCCUCGUAGAUGCCGCUGAGUCGGCAGCAAACUCUUCACAAAGCUCCAUAGAGUAUCCAUGGACUACAACCCUGGCCGCGGAUGGAUCCCUCAUUAUAGGUGUACGAAAACAGGGCGCAACCGGGACUCAGAUCCUGACCACUACGAGCCUAUCCAAGGUUCUCGGCCGAUCUAGUGCUGCAGCCGAGAUCAUGAGGGUCUGUGAAAGAGAUGGUAUUCAGCCACCUAGUGAAGCUGGCUGGGUCAGUCACUAUUACGACCCAUCAAAGGUAGAGAAAGAUCCUGUCCGUCGAAGGGCCUUGCGAGAUUCUCAAGCAAUAACGCCCUCAGAUAACCAUCUUGGCCGCCAAAGACAGAGCCCAGGUGCAUUCUCAGAGGCAGAGAGUCGUAUGGUCCAGCAACUGCAGGACAAAGUCGAGAACCUCGAAAACCAAAUGAAGGACAGAGUCGAAAACCUCGAAAACCAAAUGAAGGAUAUGAAGGAUAUGACGAUCAAGAUGGAUCAAAACAUGGCGGCAUUGAUGGGAAUGUUCAAGGAGUUUAUGAGAGCCUCUGCUACCACCUCCUAA
Messenger RNA from Cryphonectria parasitica EP155, 1734 nucleotides. RefSeq lists its product as uncharacterized. Bases 1 to 1734 code for a protein of 577 amino acids. The record is from RefSeq and is a predicted model, not a curated record. The transcript is spliced from 4 exons. NCBI's taxonomy places the organism in Eukaryota, Fungi, Ascomycota, Sordariomycetes, Diaporthales, Cryphonectriaceae.